AUAGUGACGACCCAAUAUUGCCAGAGUUUGUUAUAAAAGCCCCUUAAGUUGACACCGCGUUCAAAUAGAUACACUGACCUUCGUGGACGUAAGGAGGAAUCAACAUUAUGUCACUGCUCAGAAAUGUGUUUAUUGUGUCUGCUAAGCGGACCCCGUUUGGCACCUACGGUGGGGUGCUGAAGGACCACAGUGCAACAGACCUAGCAGAGCAUGCCUCCAAGGCUGCCCUCGCUGCUGGGGGAGUGGCACCUGAGCUUGUCAACAGUGUCAUCUUUGGAAAUGUCAUGCAGAGCUCUGCAGAUGCUCCAUACAUCGCCCGUCACGUGGGCCUGAGGUGUGGGGUGCCCAUUCCAGUGCCUGCUCUCACCGUGAACCGCCUCUGUGGGUCCGGCUUUCAGUCCAUUAUCAAUGGAUAUCAGGAAAUCUGUCUGAAGGAUUCAGAGGUGGUACUGUGUGGAGGCUCGGAGAGCAUGAGCCAGGCGCCGUAUGCUGUCCGCAACGUCCGCUUCGGAACCAAGUUCGGACUCGACCUCAAGCUAGAGGACACUCUGUGGGCGGGGCUUACUGACCUGCACAUUAAGAUCCCAAUGGGCAUCACAGCAGAGAACCUGGCAGUGAAAUAUGAGAUCAGCAGAGACGACUGUGACAAAUACGCACACCAGACACAGCAGAGGUGGAAGGCAGCCCACGAGGCGGGCCACUACACGGCAGAGAUCGCGCCCAUCGAAGUGAAGGCAAAGAAGGACAAAGUACCCAUGACCCAGGACGAGCACCCUCGGCCCCAGACCACCCUGGAGCAGAUGGCUAGGCUACCCCCUGUCUUCAAGAAGGGAGGAACGGUGACCGCCGCCAACGCAUCAGGUGUGUCUGACGGAGCUGCUGCCGUGGUGAUAGCCAGUGAGGAAGCUGUGAAGGAGCACAAGCUCACCCCGUUGGCAAGAAUAGUGGCAUAUCACGUCUCAGGCUGUGACCCAAGCAUUAUGGGAAUCGGCCCAGUCCCAGCCAUCACUGAAGCCCUGAAGAAAGCCGGUCUCACCCUCCAAGACAUGGAUCUGGUGGAGGUGAAUGAGGCUUUUGCUGCUCAGUACCUGGCGGUUGCCAAGGCAUUAGGUCUGGACCCAGAGAAGAGUAAUGCUGAUGGAGGGGCUAUUGCCAUCGGCCACCCCCUGGGAGCCUCUGGAGCACGCAUCACUGCUCACCUGGUCCACGAGCUCAGGCGGAUUGGGGGAAAGUAUGCUGUGGGAUCAGCCUGCAUCGGUGGUGGUCAGGGUAUCGCCAUCAUCAUAGAGAACACUCACUGAGGAACCGAGCAAACCAUCCACACUCAGAAGGGUACAUACUAUACCAUCCACACUCAAAAGUGUACUUGCAAUACCAUCCACACUCGAAACACACACCACACCCCUACAUACUCAAUAGAGAAAUGUAAAAUGUAAUGCCAUAUACACACUCGAAUAAGACCUUUAGGUUGUUGUCCAAUGUAGAGUUGAAACACCAGAGUGCAUUCUUAGUAUUGACUUGAAAUGUAAGAAUAUCCACUUUCCAAUGUAAAAAAAGAAAAGAAUGUUUGAUCCACGCUUCAAAUUAGACGACUCCAGCAUCUACACUAAAAAAAAAGACCAAGAUCUCCUCAUAAUUACUCCAGAAAAUGGCUGCUGUUUCUCUGAACACAGAAGACAAGGGUAUUUGUAUGUUUAGUAACACAAAUGUCUGAUAAACUCCCUCCUUUCUUGGAUGCUUCAUAUUCCUGUUACCUUUUCUAAACGUUCAUGUAUGGCAACCAUACUGUCUGUAUCUGCUUAAAGAGGCCUUGUGAAUCUGAAGAGCUAACUCCUGUUUUUGUAAAGGACAUACUAUUUACCUCUCGCUGUAGCAUAUGAACAGUUGAGAUGAGUGUUUGAGUUGAGGUAACCAAUGUUGCUUUCUGUGGAAAGAGAGCAGUAACUGCCUCUUUUAUCCAGAAUUUCUCUCCUUGCCUGAAUUAUCACUCCUUUGCAGGGAUCACCAUUGCCCUAAAUACUGUGUGUAUAUGUAAGACAUGUAUACGCUGUCAGGUUGCCUGUAAAGAUAUAUAUUUUUUAUGAUUAAAGUGAAAUAUCAUCUCAAA
Coregonus clupeaformis (lake whitefish) is the source of this 2107-nucleotide messenger RNA. It is a transcript of the gene acaa2, whose product is annotated as acetyl-CoA acyltransferase 2. NCBI's taxonomy places the organism in Eukaryota, Metazoa, Chordata, Actinopteri, Salmoniformes, Salmonidae. Gene Ontology annotation, biological process: fatty acid beta-oxidation. Gene Ontology annotation, molecular function: acetyl-CoA C-acetyltransferase activity. Bases 108 to 1301 code for a protein of 397 amino acids. The record is from RefSeq and is a predicted model, not a curated record. The transcript is spliced from 10 exons.